ACAUCGAACACACCUGGGCGUUGAUCUAUAAUACUUUAUUAGUUAGUUUACAUUUCUGUUUAAAUAUAACAAUACACUCAUGUACACUCCUGCCCACUACACAUACAAUAUGAUGACAUUAAAGCUGAACUAUUAUUUCGCGAUUGGGGAAACUCCCAUAAAGUAGAUCGACAUUGAGAAACAUUUUUAUAACAGAGUACACAGCUCUUAGUUCCGCCAUCUUGCCAUUCCUCGUCGUGACCACAGCAAGAGAAAAAACUCAGUUAUUCCACUGUAAAAGCGCGAGAAAGAUUUAUUUCAGGACAGACACAUGACAGUUUGCUCGUGUCUCACCACGUGGUUCAGACGCUGGUCCUGUACAGGGGAGACCACUGUCAACAAUGUCUGCUCAUCCGUCGUCUGCUCAGGGUAAGCGACCUAAAGGAGGAGGUGGUCGUAGAGGCGGUGGUCGGGUCAAAGUUUACCUACACGCUGUGACUGAUGAACAGGCGGCACUACUUACAGAUACAGUGAACACACGCCCCCUGGAAGAGGUAAAAAAGAACACAGGCGCUGAGGUAGAGUUUCACCCCAACCCCUCACCUGUACCAGGUAUGAAGAUUCUUAUCAUCCGCGGUCUUCCUUCUCAGAUCGAGGCUGCAGUCAGGCUGAUCAGCCAGAAGAUUGGUAUAAAGGACCCAUUACCAGACCAGGCCCAGACAUUCUGGCUACAGUGGGUGGAGGCCGCCCAUUCUAAGCUACUGAUUCGUAUUUAA
Molecule: messenger RNA, 755 nt
Organism: Pomacea canaliculata
Lineage: Eukaryota; Metazoa; Mollusca; Gastropoda; Architaenioglossa; Ampullariidae
Exons: 7
Coding region: 381-755 (124 amino acids)
Molecular function (GO): RNA binding
Source: RefSeq, a predicted model, not a curated record